GUGCGAUGGGACGGAGAACUAAAAAUGCGAACCCGUCGCCGAUAAGAAAACCAAAUGCGUCGCUUCCGGAUGAAAGCCGCGAAAUGGGACAUAGCUUAGAAUUCGUAUUACCCUUGCAGAAUCAAGAAAUAGCCUCGACAUCUAACUUGCAACAAAUUCCACACUCGCUAUCGCUCACCCAGCAUGUGCCAAAAGUGACUCACACAAGCGAACGAGAACGGCUGAUGCUGAACACUGCGCACUUAACCAUAGCGAACAAUAUUCCAAGUUCGAGAUGGCCGAACAAGUUAGAAGUGUGUGAUGCAAAUACCACUUUGACUCCUACAAUUGUGGCAAGUUCUGUUCCAUCGGCCACUGUCGGCGAUCAACAGUUGCACUAUCCGUUCAGUUACCCAGUUGCAAUAGCAGAACACACGCAUUUGUUCGACUACUCAUCAAAUGAUGUGCGCAAGUUUUUGCCAUCACUAUCUAGUGCGACUAGUCAAACACCGCCAGAGUUCGCCUCAUCCAGUUGUAACAAAUCCCAUCAAGAUAAUUGGCAAUUGAACUCUUCACGAGGACAGGUGUCGGCAACAACGAGCAUGGUUGUUUCGAGCCAAGUUCUAAGUCAUGGUUUUUUGACCAGUCACACGGUAAAACCGUCCAUGCAAAAGCAACCGAUCAAAAGGCGACUUGAUCUAUCGGGAGGCAACGGGUCUCGGCCUUUCCAGCCGCCACUGAACAAAAAGUGGGCGAAGAAAUUGUGUGCGGAUUUGAAUAGCCAUAUGGAUAGAGCAAAAACGGAGGUAGCCGCAGCCGGGGUCAUUGACAGCAGUGGAAGUGAAGCGAAUGCAAUGUCGACUACUAAAAUGCCUCCGAGUGUAGUCAACUGUUCAAUGCGAUUUCUGGCGUUACCGCCAAGUGACUGUAACAGUUACAACAGCAGCAACAUUAGCAUACGCAAAAGGUCUCUGGUUUCCACUGUACCACUGGAACAACACAAAUUGUGUCGAGUUGUGUCGAAUUCGAAGGCAGAAGAAAUGCGUUCGAUGCCGUCACCAGUAGUGAACGUGUCUUCACAGCAACCGAUGGGGGAUUUGCAGCAAAAGAACGAUGGAUCCCUGGCUCAGACUUCGAGACGAUUUGUUGAGUACAUUCAAAAGUUCUCCGGACCUCCGGUAGACUUGAACGUAAUGGCUCUGAAAAUCAAGUGCCCUAAAAGGCGCCUGUACGAUAUAACGAAUGUUCUGGAAGGAAUCGGACUUCUAGAAAAGGUGUCGAAAAACAAAGUGCAAUGGAUUUGUUGCGGAGGCUGUGAUAUCAGUUUUGAUCAUGUCAACAUAGCGAGCAUUAAAAAUGAGUUGGCUGAUCUUGAAAAGACAGAAGCGGAUUUGGACUUGAGAGUGCGAGCUCUUCAGGACCAGUAUGAGAAAGAAAUCGAAGACUGUAUCAACAACAGGUUUGGUUAUGUCAAACAUCAGGCAGUGAGAGGAGUGAACGAGUUGGGAGCGAAUCGAUUGCUCAUCUUUGCCAAUGGACCCAAGAACACGGAGUUCUCAGUUUACUCAUCGGAAAAAUUGGCAAUACGGUCGCACUCGGGGCCGAUUGAAUUGUUUGUUGCAUCCACAGCUGCACACAGCAAACAAAUGAAACAAAGCAACAAGCAGGCUCCGCAAAUUAUAGAAAACUCGUGCUUCGAAAAGGAACUGGCACGGAGAAUUGAAGAGUGCUCGAACUCUUUUCCAGAGGGCACUGGUGUAUGCACUAGGCCGUCCAGCUCAAUUGGAUCCCUGUGUAGAUCAGCAUGCGGGUCCAACAGAAUUUCUCCGAUUGAUGACGUGUCCAGGGAUUCCGGACUGGAUUCUCCGUCCAUUGCUGGCUCGGGUCUAGGGGGGACAAGAGUUGCAACUCCAGUGCUUCCUUUCACGCCCACUCAUUCACAGGCGUAUGUUCACAGGGAGCACACUUUCCAGACGCUGAACGCUGAUGGAAAAUGUCUUGUUUUGGAUGAGGAAACUUUUGGGUUCAAUCCGCCAAGUCCUCAGAGGAUUAUUCGUGCAGCGGCUGAAGUAGCCAACUGUUCACAGCCAGUGAGCGGCAUUCCCUUCUGGGAUGAUUCAGCUCAUUCCACUAUUAGCAGUCAAUUCACAAUUAGCACCAACGAGUUGUCAUCGUCAUCUAGUGUGCAACUGGAAUCGUGUCCCCCACGUGUUAGAUCAAAGCAGCCUACGAUGAGUGUCUUUGUGGAUGAUUCUAUCAAGACCGCGGCGGCAUCAAUGCCACUUGAGUGCAGUUUUUUGCCCAUAAAGUCUUGUGCUGUUGAAGUCACAGCGGAUCAACAGAGUGGACCAACGUGAGAUUAGAACCUGAGAUCAGUAGUGGGUGCGUGCGUGAGUGCUGUGUUCCGCGGAAGUGUUAUGGGACUAAAAGUGUCUAGAAAUGUCUACUGUUGGUCUAUUCUGAAUGGACACAUCACACCGCAGUAAGAUAUGCACAGAACUUGAAAAACUACUCAAAGUCAAACAUAUGGAAUUGUAGUUGCCUGUAGUUCUCGCUCGCCUGUGGCAGGCGUUGGUGAACUGCACUGGCUGUAUAAAAAAUGUAUAAAGAAUCAGAUAUUUUUCUCGUCGCUUUACACUAGCCAGCUUGCGAGCGAAGUGUAUCAGUACGAAUCUUCUUUUUUUAACCUAA
This is a messenger RNA of Symsagittifera roscoffensis, 2670 nucleotides long. RefSeq lists its product as uncharacterized. Gene Ontology annotation, biological process: regulation of transcription by RNA polymerase II. NCBI's taxonomy places the organism in Eukaryota, Metazoa, Xenacoelomorpha, Acoela, Convolutidae. The transcript has a single exon. Gene Ontology annotation, cellular component: RNA polymerase II transcription regulator complex. The record is from RefSeq and is a predicted model, not a curated record. Bases 6 to 2336 code for a protein of 776 amino acids. Gene Ontology annotation, molecular function: protein dimerization activity; RNA polymerase II cis-regulatory region sequence-specific DNA binding; DNA-binding transcription factor activity, RNA polymerase II-specific.